Molecule: messenger RNA, 3910 nt
Organism: Contarinia nasturtii (swede midge)
Lineage: Eukaryota; Metazoa; Arthropoda; Insecta; Diptera; Cecidomyiidae
Product: multidrug resistance-associated protein 4-like
Exons: 13
Biological process (GO): transmembrane transport
Cellular component (GO): membrane
Molecular function (GO): ATP binding; ABC-type transporter activity; ATP hydrolysis activity
Source: RefSeq, a predicted model, not a curated record
AAGUAAAAUGAGAUGUAUAAGUUUUAAAUGAAAAGUACAAAGUGUAAUUCAAUUGGCUGUGUCAUAAUAAAUGAUGCUUAAUUAAAAAUCUAUUCUCAGCUCAACUGGUGGUGCUUUCAUUUUCUAUUCUUGAUAUUUAAUAGUUGUGUUGAUUGAAUUGAAAAAAAAAUGGAAUCGGCGUACAGAAAACUAUUGAAAAAUCCACGGAAUGGUGCCAAUUUUUUAUCGGUGGUAUUCUUCGGCUGGUCAAUACCGAUUUUUAAAAAGACUUACAAUAAUGUUUUACACCCAAAUGAUGUAUUUGAACCGAUUGAUGAAGAUUACUCCGACAGACUGGGAGAUCGAUUGGAAAAACAUUGGGAAGCUGAGCGAGUGAAAAAAGUACGGCCAUCAUUGUUACGUGCCUUAUUUAAAACGUUUUGGUUUGAAGUGCUUGUUCUGGCAAUUUUUUGUAUGUUUACGGAUUGUAUUUGUCGUCUGAUAUACGCUUUUUUAUUUGAACGACUUUUAUCAUACUUCCGUGAAAAUUCUGAUGUAACUGGAGAUGAUGCAUUGAUGUAUGGAAGUAUAUUUUUUGUGCUCACCGUUUGUUAUGGCAUUGCAUUACUCCAUUAUCUCUACCGAGGCAUGUGCUGCAGUAUGAAGCUUCGUGUCGCCCUUAGUAGUAUUAUUUAUCGAAAGACACUUCGCCUGUCACAACGAUCUCUGAGCAAUAUUGCACCGGCAAAACUGGUGAAUUUAUUGUCGAAUGAUGUUCAACGAUGUAAUACUGUCAGUUUAUUACAUCCAUUGUGGAUCUCACCCUUGGUAUCAAUUAUAGCUGCCUAUAUAUUAUGGACGGAAAUUCAAUGGGCUUCCCUCAUCGGAAUGGCUAUCAUUUUCCUCUUUGUGCCAAUACAAAGUUAUGCCGGUAAAUUGUUGACAAAGGUUCGAUUCGAAACUGCAUUGCGAACGGAUGAACGUGUUCGAUUUAUGGAUGAAAUUGUGUCUGGUGUUCAAGUGAUAAAAAUGUUUGGAUGGGAACGUCCAUUUGAAGGUCUAAUAGCAGCUGCACGACGCAGUGAAUUGAAAUUCGUUUUGAAAAAUCUUAAUAUUCAAACAUUUCAAAUGACAAUCUACCUUUUUACAACACGAGUUGCGCUUUUCUGUACAGUGCUAUCGUUUGUAUGGAUAUACGGAAGCCCAGAAAUGACAGUUUCAAAAAUGUUUACCACUGCAUAUCUACUUAAUUUAAUUUCGAUGGCAAUGUGCCGCAUAUUUAUUCGAGCUAUAUCUGAGAUCAGUGAAGUGUAUGUUUCAUUUAAACGUUUACAAAACUUUCUUGAAUAUGAAGAAAAUGAUGAAUCUAAGAAUGAAUCAGAAGAGAUAAGCUGUGAUGAAUUGACAUCACAAAAUCUAGCUAUUUCAAUGAAAAAUAUUUCAGUCCAAUGGAAUUCGCCCGAGGAUCAAAAUAAAUCCGCAAAGGUUGAUAAAUACAAAGGAGCAAUUGAAUUAGACACAAGCAAGGACGAACCGUUUCAAUUGCAAGACAUUAAUUUGGAAGUGCCAAAGGGAAAAUUGGUGUUCAUCGUGGGAUCCGUUGGAAGUGGCAAAUCGACACUUAUGCAAGUUUUGCUAAGGGAAUUACCUGUUAAACAAGGUCUUUUCGGAAUUAAUGGUACAGUUUCGUAUGCAAGCCAAAUGAGUUGGACAUUUACAUCGACAAUUCGACAAAAUAUCACUUUUGGCCAAACGUUGAACCGAUCGCGUUACGAUGAAGUUAUUAAAUGCACAGCUUUAACUAAGGACUUUAAACAGUUUAGUAGUGAGGAUAUGACAAUGGUGGGCGAAAAUGGAGCUGGACUUUCGGGUGGCCAAAAAGCGAGAAUCAAUUUGGCUCGAGCGAUGUACCGAAAAGCCGAUAUAUAUUUAAUCGAUGACCCACUGAGUGCUGUAGAUUCACAUGUACAAUCUCAUUUGUUCAAAAAAUGCAUUGGACCCAAUGGUUAUUUGGCGCGACAAAAUGCCACACGCAUAUUAAUUACACAUCAAUUGCAUUUCAUGAAGGAAGCCGACUGGAUUGUUGUUUUGAAUGAUGGAAAAAUUGAAGUACAAGGAGAUUAUGAUACGGUAUUGAAGACCGGAGUUGAUUUUACUAGGUUGCUGGGCCGAAAUGAGAACGAUCAGGUUGGUCAAAAUGAAGAACAGCUCAAACGUAGAGAUUCGGCAAUAUCACAGAGAAGUAAAAGUGCAUCGUUAGAUGAAGGAACAAGAUUUUUGGAAGGAAAUAAUGAAGAGGAAAAUCCAUUAGCUAUUGAGUUGGAGGCAUCAUCAUCGGGGAAAAUCAAAGGAUCUCUCCUUUUUAGUUAUUUGAAAUCGUCAAAUAUUCCAUGCGCUUUAUUACUUUUAGGUGCAUUAUUUGUGAUCACUCAAGUUAUUACUAGCACCGCCGAUAUUUGGGUUUCUUUGUGGAUUAGAAGUGAAGAAAGACGAGUAUAUCUAUUGAAACAUAAAAAUGAGACAACUUCAGAUGAUGGACAAAAUUUAUGGUCUACCAACACAUACAUAUAUAUCUAUGGUGGAAUUAUGAUCUCGUUGAUAUUAAUAGCAACCAUUAGGUCAACAAUAUUCUCUCUGGCAUGUACGAAAGCAUCACAGAGUUUACAUGACACAAUGUUUCAUGGAUUGAUAUCCACAAAAAUGAAAUUUUUCAACGAAAAUCCUGUUGGUCGCAUAAUGAAUUUGUUCACGAAGGACAUGGGCAGCGCUGAUGAUAUACUGCCAAAAACUCUUUUGGAAGCAGCACAAUGUAUUUGCAUUGUGGUUGGUUCAAUCUGUGUUAUCAUUUUCACGGAUACCAAACUUUCAAUUGUGAUUCUUGUAAUGGGAGUUAUAUUCAUUUUAUUGCAAAAAGUUUAUUUGAAAUGUUCCACAAACAUCAUGCGAUUAGAAGCAAUAACGAAAUCACCUGUAUUUACACACAUUUCGGCAACAUUAAACGGUCUAUCAACGGUUAGAGCAUUUCAAGCCGAACCAAUUUUACGAGAUGAGUUUGAACGACACCAAAACCUUAAUACAGGCACUUGGUCAAUGUUUUUGGGUAUAUCACAUGCAUUUGGAUUAUCGUUGGAUAUGAUGGUAUAUGUUUUCAUUGGUGUUGUCCUUUAUAUAUUCCUGAUUGUAAAUGAAGGUGUAACUGGAGACCGGGUGGGUCUAGCAAUAUCACAGGCGCUUAGUUUAUUGGGAAUAUUGCAAUACGGAGUGAGACAAAGUGCCGAUGUGACGAAUCAACUAACGUCUGUAGAACGUAUUUUAAAAUACAGCCAAUUAGAGCCAGAGAUACAGCCAGAAGUACCACAGAAAGUAUCUUCCGACUGGCCAUCAAAAGGGAAAAUUGAAUUCAAACAAGUUUUUUAUCGGUAUUCGGCUGACGAUGAGCCAGUUUUGCGUGGAUUGUCAUUCUCUGUGAAACCCAAAGAGAAAGUCAGUGUCGUGGGCAGAACGGGAGCUGGGAAAUCAUCAUUGAUCAGUUCAAUUUUCCGAUUGGCUAUCGUCGACGGCGACAUACUGUUGGACGAUGUCAAUACAUCCUCGGUUGAUUUGAAAGUAUUGCGAUCGAGAAUAUCGAUUAUACCUCAAGAACCGAUUCUUUUCUCGGGCACUUUACGAAGGAAUUUGGAUCCAUUCGAAGAAUAUUCCGACGACGAUAUCUGGAAUGCGCUUGAAAAUGUUGAGCUAAAGGAAUUCAUAUCGAAGCAUAACGGAUUGCAAAUGCCUGUUCUAGCUCAUGGGCAAAAUUUCAGCACUGGUCAACGACAAAUCUUAUGUUUAGCGCGUGCAAUUUUAAGAAAGAAUCGCAUCAUAAUUCUGGACGAAGCAACUGCAAAUGUUGAUCUGCGAACUGAUGAAAUGAUUCAAAAGACAAUACGUG